GUAACAGUUGUGAGCUGUGAGGCAAAACAAAAUUCAAAAAAAAAAAAAAAAGAAUUCGGAAAAUUAACAAAAAAAGUGUUAACAUUUCCAUAGUCCCAUCAAAUGAAAUGACAAAAAUGUAACUGUCAUUUCAAGAAAAAGUUUGAAAACAAAAAAGAUUAUCAUUGACAUAACUCAUUAGGAAAUCAAUAAUUUACAAAGCAUAUAUACCACCGUUAAAGGCCAUGUAAGGCUAAUAAAAUAGUUUCAUGGCCAAAAAAUAAAAACGAAAAGCUCUUAUUUCAGUCAAUAUUAAAAUGUUGAACAAAAAUGAUAAAAAAAAUUAAACAGAAUUGUGAAAGUGUAGACAAUUUUAGUGUGUUUAUAUAAAAGAAUAAACAAAUUUAUACAAAUAAAAAAGUGUAUCCCUCCCUCUGACCAUUUUGUUACAUAAAGUGCCGUGUUGAAAAAUAGGACUUUAAUUUUUGUUUGGCCUUAAAGUGUGCCAAAGCUGUGCUGUGCUGGGCAAUUGCAGCGCCAAUUCAAACGCCAAAUGGGUUCACCAAAUUCUGGAUUAUUGACAAAAUUGAAAAACAAUUUCAUAUCAAUGGGCUGUCUACCUUCAAAACCCAAGCCUGUAGAUCCCAUACAGACUAUGAAAGCCGCCUUGCUCAUACAAAGGUGGUAUCGACGUCACAAUGCCCGCAUGGAAAUAAAAAGACGCUAUACCUGGUCCAUAUUUACCAAUUUGGAAUAUGCCGGUGAACAGGAUCAAGUUGAGCUUUACAAUUUCUUCAAUGCUUUAUUAACACACAUUCCAAAUGCUGCUGCCGAUAAAAAUCGUUCAUAUGCUUCCUCUACAGUUUCUUCACUGGAUCAAUAUGAUUCCAAAUAUUCCGAUGAAUCAGAUUAUCAUGAAGAAUAUGAUAAUUCCGGUUACCGAUACAAAGGACCCCAAAUUAAUUUUCCGUUAACCAGAAAAGAUAUUGAUGUUUUAAUCGAUUUAUUCCGUAAGAAAAAGUCUAAUCGUCUUCAUGCCCGAUAUGUGGGUGCCAUACUCAAAGAAGCCGCCUUGAAGUUGCGUACUUUGCCCAAUUUGAAUACGGCCUCAACUGCCAUUUCUAAACAGAUAACCAUUUGUGGGGAUUUACACGGAAAAUUGGAUGAUUUGUUGGUGGUGUUUUAUAAGAAUGGCCUUCCUUCCUCCGAGAAUCCCUAUGUAUUCAACGGUGACUUUGUGGAUCGCGGCAAAAAAGGUUUGGAAGUGUUCCUUUUGCUGUUGGCCUGCUUUUUGGCAUUCCCCAAUGGUGUAUUCCUCAAUCGAGGCAAUCACGAGGAUUCUGUUAUGAAUGCUCGUUACGGUUUCAUACGUGAGGUGCAACAAAAAUACAGGCGCAAUUCCACAAAAUUAUUACGGCUCAUUGAUGAGGUCUAUCGUUGGCUGCCAUUGGGAACAGUAAUUAAUAGUCGUGUUUUGGUGGUGCACGGUGGGAUAUCGGAUACAACUAAUUUGGAUUUAAUUAAAAGUCUGGACCGUGGAAAGUACGUUUCAAUAUUAAGGCCACCGGUUGAACAGACAGGUGGCGAAGGUAUCGAUAAAGUUGAAUGGAAACAGCUUUUCGACAUUAUGUGGAGUGACCCGCAACAUAACGACGGUUGUCUACCCAACAGCCUUCGAGGUGCGGGUACUUAUUUCGGGCCGGAUGUCACCAGAAAUUUCCUGGAACAACAUAAACUGGAAUAUUUGGUGCGUUCGCAUGAAUGCAAAGUCGAUGGCUAUGAAUAUCUCCAUGAUGAGAAGGUAAUUACCAUAUUUUCGGCUUCCAAUUAUUACGCCAUUGGAUCGAAUCGUGGAGCUUACAUGAAAUUGAAUCCCCACUUGGAGCCACACUUUGUGCAAUACAUUUCCGCUGCAUCAAAGACACGUCAAUUAACAUUCCGCCAACGUGUAGGCAUAGUGGAGAGCUCAGCCAUAAGGGAGUUGGGAGCAAGGCUAAGGGCUAGGCGCAACGAUCUGGAGGAGGAGUUUCGGAAAAAUGAUCCCAAAAAUACCGGAUACAUUACCAUUUCACAUUGGUGUGAUGCCAUGGAAAAGGCCACUAACUUGGGUUUACCCUGGCGCUUGUUGAGACCCCGUUUGGCCCCCUCCUUGGAUGAGCGUUCGUCGAAUGAAGUUAACUAUCUGACAACCUUGGAUUUGUUAGACACGGAUACAAUAAUUGAAGCUCAAGCGCAAGAAACCAGUGUGGCCGACUCACUUUACAAAAAUGUCAGCAGCUUGGAAGCAAUAUUCCAUAUUUUGGACUCUGAUCAAUCCGGUUACAUAUCAUUAAGUGAAUUCAGUGAUGCCUGCGAUUUGCUGGAACAACAUUUACCCGGCACCAAUACCCGCGAGCAAUUACUCGAUAUGUGUCGCAUGAUGGACCUUAACAAGGAUGGAUUGGUGGAUCUCAAUGAAUUCCUGGAAGCAUUCCGCCUCUGCGAACAAGCCAAAAAUGACCAAGUGGCAGGGCGACCACCACGCAUCAACAAAUCCCCCAGCACAGAGACAGUCAGCGGCAAUGGUGAUGGGGGUGGUGGUGUUGGUGCUGGCUCUGGCGCUGAGGGCGAGGAUAAAAAAUCAGAGCGAAGGUGCAGUACCUCGGUGGCGGAAGCAGAGGCUGAACUGAAAAAGCUAUUACCAACAGGGGAAGAUGAUGACAUCGAUCCUAAAGAUUGUGAAGCGAAUACGCUUAAGCGUAAUAAGUAAUUGACUUGCCCCUGCAACCACCAAACGUCAUCACCUGUUCCUUUAAGCUACCCUACAGCCCUAAUUAACCAACGCCUACAAUGCUAAUUUUCCAUUAGACUUUUUUUAACUUUAAAACUAAUCCCCUUCGAUGUCGAUUGUAAUACUCUAAGCUUCAAAUUAUAACAAAAUUACAAAAAAAAAAUCUUAGCUUUAAGAAUUUGUUUGAAAAUAUUUAAAAUUUUUGUAAGGAAUUUUUGAUCUCACUUAAAACUCUAUUUUUUAAAAAAAGAUAUGUAAAUUAUUUAAAUUUAUAGACUUUGUCCAUGCCAUAUCUAGUCAUUCGGUUUUAUAAGAUUUAUAUAAAAAAAAUUAUAUAAUAAAUGUGUUAAAUUUUUAAUUACUUUAUUAUAACUUAAUUUCUAGACACUUGAAGGUGCUUUUAUUUAAUUAAAAAUUGUAUGACCUUAAAAUAUUCAGGAAUGCUCUCGUAGUUACAAAAUUCAGAGUUUUUGGGAAAGAUACACCAUUUCCAGAGUAAAAGUUCGGUAAUUUGAGGAGCAAAAUUUUAAUUUUUUUUUAUCCUAUUCCUACCACAUAAGCAUAUUUCUUAUGCAUAUAUGUUUAUACUUUUUUUUUUAUUUAUUUGUUAUUUUAUUUUAAUUAAAUUUCCAUUAUAUCUCUUACAAACAAGGUAUAGACAACGAAAUUUAAUUUUUAUAAUAUCCAUACUUAUUAAAAGAUAGCCAUUAUUUGUUGUUAUCUAUCUCCGUCCACUUGUUUGGUA
Molecule: messenger RNA, 3494 nt
Organism: Stomoxys calcitrans (stable fly)
Lineage: Eukaryota; Metazoa; Arthropoda; Insecta; Diptera; Muscidae
Gene: rdgC
Product: serine/threonine-protein phosphatase rdgC
Exons: 13
Coding region: 533-2728 (731 amino acids)
Biological process (GO): detection of stimulus involved in sensory perception
Cellular component (GO): cytosol; nucleus
Molecular function (GO): manganese ion binding; calcium ion binding; protein serine/threonine phosphatase activity
Source: RefSeq, a predicted model, not a curated record